Messenger RNA from Linum trigynum, 5835 nucleotides. Lineage: Eukaryota; Viridiplantae; Streptophyta; Magnoliopsida; Malpighiales; Linaceae. The record is from the annotation of a GenBank genome assembly.
GUGCAGAUUGAGUGAACAAUUGGUCGGGUUUAGACAAAAUUCAUGCACAACCCGUCAAUUUCAAAAGCAAAUAAAAUCACUCUAUACCCAAAAUUGCGUAAUUUCAACUUCUGUGACCUGAUGGAGUCGAAUUGAGUACCAUGAUUCGUAUCCUCAACAUCGAUCUGAAUCGCAAACAUGUGGCCUGAGAUUUUUUUUUUUAAUUUGUUACCAUAUUUGAGCACGAUGGUGCCAUAUACGUAUUGCUCAGCUUGAUUUUCUCCCAGGAUAGUGAAUUUUUUUGAGUUGGGGAUUCUUCUUGGGAAGCCGGCGAUGAAGGAAUGGGCGAAGAAGAAAAGGGUGUAGCGGCCACUCCGAUCCCAAUGUAAAAUAAUUUUUUUUGAAUUUUGAAUUUUUUUUUAAAUUUACAUGUCAUUAAGUUAACGGUCCAGUCAUCAGUUUCGUUUGCCACGUCAUCAAAAAACUGACAGAGUUAACUGAAUUUGACGGAAACUAACGGCCGGUGAUUAACGAUGAAACGAUUUGUAAAGUUAGUGGCGAAUUAGAAAGAAAAAUAUUUCGGGUGACAAUUAUGAAAAAUUUAUAUAAUUUGAGUGACCAAACGUGUAAUUUAGCCGGGGAAAAAUGUAAAUCUUUUUGUCAAAGGAAAAAAUAAUUCCACCGUUACCAAAAGGGGGGUAAAAUUGGAAAAACGGAACAACGAUUAGCACUCUCUGACCCUAACGUCUUCGUCCUCGCAGGAUCACUCUCCUGAUUCCUUUCUCGGGCUUACAGACUCCUCAAUCCUUCCGACCACCACCGUCACUGGCUCCUCAGUAGCGCCCGCGUCCGCCUCUCUCAUUCUAACUCUCACCAUCGCCCAGCCGGGACGACGAUUGCUGCCAGACUCUCGAGCAACUGUCCGCGGGCACCUUCUUCCGUCGAAAGGCAAGCCGCUCUCUCUGGUUAGGUAAGUUUCUCCCCUCCCUUUUUAACUUCACUAGAUUGGAUGGUUGUAUAGCGCCAAUGCCCACGUUCUUAAGACUUCGCUGUUGGUUGGAUUCCCUUCUUAUUCGUUCUUGGUUCCGGCGGUUAAGAGAGGGCUCUGGUUUGCUUCCCUUACUCUCCUCAUUCGUGUAUUCGAAUUCGUAUGCAGAAUCAAUGUGGUCUUGUUUGAUUCUCCUGACAUGGAAUAGGGUUCAAACUUAGGUCAUCUAAAUCAAAACUGUAUUGGUUGCAUACCAGCUUUUUAUCCUAAACCUUGAAUCUUGAAUUUUCUUUUGGGCGGAAUUUGUUGUUAGAUUAAUAGUAAUGGUGGCCUUCAAUUGACUUGUUUUACUUUCCGUUCAAAGGAAUUCCUGAGAGGGAGAGACAGAUGAAGAUAGCAGUGGAAGGUUGUAUGCAUGGUGAUCUGGACAUAGUUUACCAGACAAUCCAGCACCUGGAGAAGUUGCAAGAUAUCAAAGUCGACCUUCUCCUCUGCUGUGGCGACUUCCAGGCAAUUAGGAACGAGAGGGAUAUGCAAAGCCUGAAUGUGCCACACAAAUUCAAGGAAAUGAAGUCUUUCUGGAAGUACUACUCCGGCCAGGAGGUUGCUCCCAUUCCCACCAUUUUCAUUGGUGGCAAUCAUGAAGCUUCCAAUUAUAUGUGGGAACUAUAUUAUGGAGGAUGGGCAGCUCCUAAUAUAUUCUUCUUGGGAUGUGCUGGCGUGGUCAAGUUCGGUAACAUUCGUAUCGGUGGGUUGUCUGGGAUUUACAAUGCCAGGCACUAUCGUCAAGGGCAUGAUGAAAGACCUCCCUAUAACCAAGACACAAUAAGAUCUGUGUAUCAUGUUCGUGAAUACGACGUACAUAAGCUCAUGCAAGUUACAGAACCGAUUGACAUCUUCCUUUCACAUGAUUGGCCUCUUGGCAUCACUGAUUGCGGUAACUGGCAGCAACUUGUUCGGUUCAAACCACACUUUGAAGAAGAGAUUCAGGCAGGAACCCUUGGAAACAGAGCUGCUGCUGAACUGCUUGAAAAGUUAAAACCCCCGUAUUGGUUUUCAGCUCACUUGCACUGUAAAUUUGCUGCCCUCGUCGAUCAUGGCAAAGAUGGCCAAAAGACGAAAUUUCUUGCACUGGACAAAUGUCUACCACAGAGAAGGUUCUUACAGAUUCUAGAAAUAGAGUCUGAUUCUGGGCCUUUUGAGAUCCAGUACGAUGAAGAAUGGCUAGCAAUAACCAGGAAGUUUAACUCUAUCUUUCCGUUGACAAAAGCAAAUGCAAACUUCAGGGAUACAACCCCAGAUAUCCAAGAGUGCCGUGAAUUUGUCAGGAGCAAGCUAGAAGCUAGAGGAGCAAAACCUUUUGAAUUUGCACAAACCGCUCCUGCUUUUGAUCCCAAUCAAUCUCAAUCAAUGGGCUCCUCCAGGGGGGAUGAAUGUCUUAGGAACCCCCAAACGGAGUCAUUCUUGCAGCUUUUGGAGCUUCCAUAUCUGCUAGACCAAGGAACUGCAGUAACAGCAGCGAAUGCUUAUCAUCGUCCUAGUCCGUCGAUCCAGAGAGGUCCUUGCGUUGAUAAUACUGAAGAAAUACCGAUAGAUGACAUUGAUGAAACAGAAGACUAACACUGAGCAGCAGCAUCGUUGACAACUACAGCGCCGAUUUCACUGUGGAAACUCCUGCUCCUAACUCGAAGGCUAGCUGGGAAAUGUGAACCCAACCCAUCAAUGGGAAUCGCCUAAAGUCCUAAACUACGGUGGCGGCGGCUGGAAACCAUUUACCUUUUUCACCAGGAAACUGACUGGUAAAAGUUUGGUAGUUAGUUACAGCCUCAAAUGUCAAGGGUUGAUUUCGAUUUGUCUUGUGGUAGGAAGUGAAAUUGCAGGUGCAGCAUACUGUAAGGGACAGCGAUCCAUGUGGGUUGGUUGGUGAGAGGGCAAAAGACAAAAUGACUUGACAUUUUCGAAAGGGGCCAUGGAUUACAGCAGUCAGCUCCAAUAGUAAAAUGUGAAUGGUAGGAAAAACAAAGGCAACGAAGUCACGUCUUCCAUAUUCGCCUACCUUUUCAUCUUUCUGCAAAUCAUCUAUUUAUACCAUCUAGCUCCGGUAUGAAUAAUGAUAUUUGUUGGUGUGGGGUUGACUCAUGAUCCGUUCGCCUGAUCUCGUCGAGAGGGAAGAAACCUGUGAAAGAACCGGGGAUGCCCCCGGAUUAAGCUCCGACGAUCAAGUUAGUAUAUUAUGUAGAAUGAGUUGAGAGAAUAGAUAGAGAGAGAAAGUGUAGAGAGAUAAUGAAAAGUUGGAAAGUGAGGUCCUCUCCUUUGGAGGGCUUCAAGCCCUUAUAUACCUGUAGCGGGUAUCAAGCGUUGGGCAUCGCCGAUUGUGCGCCCUACUACUUAGUUUGUGCGCGGAGUAUCUUAGUAACACCCCCAACAUCAUCCAUUCACGAUAUGUCAAACCGUUUCUUUUUUAUCCUUCUAUUAGUGCUGGUUUGCUUCCAUUCAGAUUCAACCAGGCUUUAAAUUCACGAAUACAACGAGACCAUUCAGAUUCAACCAGGCUUUAAAUUCACGAAUACAACAAGACUCGGUUAUCGAGUGUAUAUAACUAAUUGUAAUAUGUUCACGUUUAUUAAGAAAUCGCAAUGAGCAGAGCGGAUCGAAAACAUGGAAGUAAAAUUAAUCAGGUAGGGAGAAGGAAAACCUUGACUUAGACAAUCCUAAUAGUUUUCACAUUUGUUACGAAUUUUACUAUAGUUUAAGAGAUAGGAGGUCUAUCAGCAACUUCGACAUGAUUGAAUUGGUUGUUUUAAACUUUUCAUUCUAUCAUUAAGAGUUGGCGAGAUAAGCAAAAUAACAUGGGGGAAAAUCGUAGUAAACAAAUUAGGAUUGAGAGAAGAUACAUUUUCAUGUUCAUCCACUGCCAAGAAGAAAGUUACUACGUAGUGAUGGCAAUAAAGACCCAAAAUUUGAGUAUUGUCCAAAUUCAAUUUAUUAGGAGUUAAAUCAGGUUUAUGUAAUAUCGAUUUUUUUGGUCAUACCCAUACCCAAUUUUUUAGCUUUUUGCUUAUCAAAAUUGGACCCAAAAUAUUGGUUACCCAAAUGAAAAAAUUGGGUACCUGAUUCUAAUACAAUUUUUUGCAUUUUUCUUUGUUGCGAAACAAACAAAAUGUGGAAAUGUCAAACAUUAAAGGUGUGGAUUGGGGGGUGAAAGACAGUUAGUGAGAUUGGUCGAUAUUUGCUUUUUUAUGUGUGUACAACCGUCUGAACUUCAAUACAUAUGGUCCGAUCCAAAUGGGUUGACUUAAACUGUACCCAAUUCAAACCCAAUCUAAACAGAAAAAUGAAUUGAUUCGAGUCCGAUCCGAUAUCCAUAACAAUCCAAACUGUGUCCAAUUGAAUUUGUGUUGUAGAUUCCAGCUUUACUUCCACCACUCACUCAAUCACCAACUGUGGCCUACACAGCACUGCCGACUACAAUUUCCCCCCACCACCAGCCGGCAAGAGUUCCCGACGAAAGAGAGAGAGAGAGAGAACGAAAGAAAGAAACAAAAGGAAAGUAAAGGCAGUGCCAGUACUACUCCAUCAAUAAAGCCGCCUCGUGCCAUUUAUCUCAAACAAAUUAAACCAGAUGAAAUUGUGGGAGUGUUUAGUUUGUUUCAAAUAAAGGUUACUUCGUAAGUGUUUGUUUCGAUGUUUCGAAGUAGGGGUGGGCAUUCGGUCGGUUCGGUUCAAAUCGAACCGAAAUAAUGUAUACCGGGUUUUCGAGUUCCAUCAAAUCUCGAACCGAAUUAUAAUUCGGUUCGGUCGAUUCAAACUGAAUUAUAAUUCGGUUCGGUCGAUUCAAACCGAAUUAUAAUUCGGUUCGGUUCGGUUUUGUAUGAAAAAACAAAAUUGUGAGGUUAGUUUGUAUUUUUUCUCUUUCAAAUUAUUUUUCACCCCUAAUGUAAACAAUAAAUAUGCAAUUAAAUGUAUCAUCAAUGAUAAAAUCAAACAUUUCAACACAUAACUCAUAAAACACUAACAUAAUUCAAAUAUUUAAGUCUCAUAAUAAGUACAAACAUAAAAAUUCACCAUUAGGAACUUGCAAUUAUAAUAAUUCGGAAAAUCGGUUCGGAAUUCGAAAAUUCGUUUCGGUCGAAAAGACCUUGGUUUCCGAAAUAUACCAUUUUCUCUUCCGAAUUCCGAACCGAAGUAAUGUUAUUCGUUUUCGGUUCGGUUAGGUUCGGUUUUACCGAACCGUAUGUCCACCCUUAUUUCGAAGGAAGAAUUGAUAUAAUUGAGGGAAUUUUCGUGAAAGUAUGAAUUAGUACAUUACAUUAUUUACAUUAAUCUUAUAUUUUUUAAUCAAUUUAGACUGGAAUUGAUUCAACUUUUGGCAUCGUGAUGUGCAAGAGAUUUUGUCUUUCAUUUCCUUCAUUCUCCCAAUCAAUGGACUCAAUUAUGAGCAUGAGUCGACAUGCCUUCAUCUGUAACCACCCGAUUAUUCAGUUGUUCUUAAUAACUCUAGUUGUUGGGAGAGGUUCAAUAAUGAGUUUUUUACCACUCAAUAACACGUACACCCCCUCAAACGAAAGUCAGUCAACCCAUAAAGGAGUUUCGUUUGCACAGGUCUGAAUACAAUAAUAUCAUGUGCUUUACAAAUUGGGUCAUCGGAAUUCGAACACAAUACCUCUCGAUCGCAGAAGGCCCUGAUACCAUGUCAAGAACCAUUUAUCACAAUAACUCGACCUGUUGAAAGAAGUUCAAUAAUAGAUCUUAUACCACUCACUAACAUAUAUAUAACACUAGCACAGGACCCGGCCCGUUGGCCGAAAGAAUUUUGUCGAGAAAUAUGAUAUAUAAUAAUGGAUAUAUAAUAAAGGAUUUGAAAUGCA